This is a messenger RNA of Caenorhabditis elegans, 2164 nucleotides long. It is a transcript of the gene Y17G7B.21, whose product is annotated as BZIP domain-containing protein. The record is from RefSeq and is marked reviewed. Bases 18 to 452 code for a protein of 144 amino acids. NCBI's taxonomy places the organism in Eukaryota, Metazoa, Nematoda, Chromadorea, Rhabditida, Rhabditidae. The transcript is spliced from 4 exons.
AGCUACUGAGAAGCCAGAUGUCGUCAGCACAAGUCUACGAAAUUGUGGUGGAGUACGCGGAUAAUCAUUGCUCGACGAUCCCGUCCACCUCUUCCUCAGUGUCACCAAGAACCUCUGGAGCCACCUCACCAACCUCUUCCACCUCCUCCUCCUCAACUGGCUCCGCGAGAAGAGUCCGCAGACUCUCGAAAACUAAGAAAUCCGCAACCUUCCGCAGAUCGACGGCGCGCAAGCUCUUCAAUGUCGGUAAAAAAUACGCGAAGCGGUUCGCCACUAGCACCUCUUCAGCGGCGUCGAAGUUGCGGCUCGUCAAAUUAAAGAUCGACAAAAAAUACCAACAACGGUUAGCGGAGAGCAAGGCCCGAGUUGAGCGUUUUCAAAGAGAAAGGGAAGAGUUGCUCGCGGGCAACAGCCAAGUCGCUAUUUUGACAUUGGCCCUCCAGAAAGUUUAGGCAGAGUGAGAGAAAAUGGGAAGCAAACAGUGUGGCCCUGUAAGUACCUGAAUUACACUAAAACACCUAUCGAAAAUCACAAUUUUCAGAUUCCUUAUACCAAAAACCCUGGAUAGAUGCGUGUUAUUACACAGAAAUACACAUAAAAAUCAACAGAUAAGCCCCGUAUUUUUUGCUAGAGCAGACGACGAUUUCAGCAAUGGAAAUAGCUCAAAAACUGUGGAAAACCUAGGUUUUAGCUAUUUUUUCUACCAAAAAUCCACUUAAACCCUUUUGAAAUCGCGAAAUCUGUUUAAAAUGUACAAAAAAACGAAAAAUUUGCUCAGAAACUGUUUGGUAAACCAAUGAGAUUUGUGAAUAUUUGUUCAAAAAACUAAUUUAGAUCAAUUUUCCACAAAUAUCGUUGGUUUUACCAUAGUUUCUGAGCAAUUUUUCGCAUUUUCAAGAUUUUUUAAAAAGAUUUCGCGAUUUAAAAUAGAUUUCCGUAGAUUUUUUCUAGCAAACUUAGCUAAAAUCGAGGUUUUUUUCAGCAUUUUCGAGCUAUUCCCCACGUUGAAACUCGAAACUCUGCCUUAAAAUUGAAAUUGUCUUGCAUAUAUAAUCCCCACCAUAUAUACUCAAAAUUCUAUUGAAAUUCUAAAAAAAUCACGAAAUUAAUUCAUUAAUUUUUCAGUGCGAGGAGGUGACGUCAAAAGCCAGAUCGCUGCGCGAAUCCUAUGAACGUCAACGGCCCGUGUUGUAUCACGCGGUGCUUUCGGCAUAUUUAGAACAGGAGGUGGUGUACGAGGAUGAUGAGGAUGAUGAGGAGGAGGAGAUGGCGGCCGGAUUCUAUGGAAGAAGCUACUUUUAUUGAGAUCUUCGGCCAUUUUGUUUCUCUGCAAAAAUCUUCAAAAUCCGUCAUUUUAGUCAACGUCUUCAGCUGCUGUGGUGGUCGUUUUUGCCCGUUUUUGCAAUUUUCCGUUUUCUUCUUCCUAAUGUACUGUAAAUAAUGGGAAGAAGAGGAUGUCUGAAGUAUUGCCGGCCAAAUUCCCACUUCACGAACACGCCAAAUUUACUCUAUUUUAGACUGUUUAGCCGUCAUAUAUUUCCCUGUCGUUUUUCUUGUGUUUCUAUUAUUUUGUUUUUCAAAAGCGGUGCCGCCAGAGUUUUAAAGAACGCCUCCCCCCUUUCCCCCUAUCAACCCCCCUCGCCAAUCUUUCCCCUGAAUACGGGUGUGUUAGUUUACGGGCGAAAUUCCUCCCCCAACAAUGCUCUCGCUAAUUUGCGCUGAACAGUACAAUUUUCAUUUUGAAAGUCCCCUUUCUAGACGUGUCGAUAGGUGAAAAUGGUGGGAAAAUUCGAAAUUUUCGCUAUAAAAUAUACUUUAAUACAACAUUUUUCUCAGAUUUUCAGCUGUUUUUCGAAUUUUCACAUAACUCCUCCGGAAGUGGUGGGAAAAUUUGAAAUUCCUACGGAAAAUUUGCAAUUUUCGCUUCAAAAUUUGAUUUUAAACUUGAAAAAUCUAUAUUUUCUGAUUUUCACACCAUUUUCCACCAAUCCACACACCCUAAACCAUCUCCAAACUUCAUAUGAAAUAGUAAAACGAUACGGUCACUUCGUAAAAUAAUAUAACAAAUGAGAAGAACAAGUUAGACGAAACGAAAAAAACCCCCAAAAAAACAUUAAAAUUAAAAAUAUUGGAAAAAAAUGCUUAAUAAAAUAUUAAAAAUAUA